Molecule: messenger RNA, 5085 nt
Organism: Paracoccidioides lutzii Pb01
Product: BTB domain and ankyrin repeat protein
Exons: 3
Coding region: 1-5085 (1694 amino acids)
Molecular function (GO): protein binding
Source: RefSeq, a predicted model, not a curated record
AUGAGUAGCAAACUCUGGCAGUAUUUUCUCCAAGAUGAUGUCGAAAGCUUCAAGCGGUUUCUGGCAGAGGCCUCUAGUUCCCGUACACAUUGGAAAUCUACAACGCCCACAUCUUCCGCUUUCACAUCCACAGGGACUGCCACUCUGGGAGUUUCUCCAGGCUCAUUCUUGAAGAAUCGCCCACCUACCUCAUCGUCCCCAAAGCAGCUGCCGGAUAAACACCCUUCCUCGUCAACGCGGAAUGCGCCAAUUGCAUUAACCCGUGCUGAUGUCAAUACCAAGGACCAAUAUGGUCGCUCGUUGUUGCACCUUAUAGCCUCGUCGCAGAAGGAGCAUGCGAUUGACUUUGCGACUGCGUUGCUGGAGGUGCCGUCCGUCGAUAUAUAUGCGCAGGAUUUGGAGAGUGGAUGGACUGCGCUGCACCGAGCGUUAUAUGCCGGGAAUGUGACCAUUGCACACGCGCUAAUUGUCAGGGAUAUUCGCGAUGCUACUGGUUUUAGGAUGCCUGGUGGAGUUCACCAUCCCUCCGGUGGCCUUAUUAAGAUCAAGGAUCGCGAAGGGAACAGUCCCUUUGAUGUCUUCGGGGCGACCAUUUUACCCCGUGAUAUCGUCAACCGGUCUUCGGAACAUGAAUACACAUCAGACGAGAAAUAUUCCGUGUCCACCGAUUCUUCUGUCGCAUCCGAAUCUGAUCACGAUAUUGGGGGAGGCAGAGCAAGACCUGCAGUAAACUUAUGUGGUGACGAGGUAUUCACUUUUGGUAGCAAUAAAAAUCUGAAUCUUGGACUGGGAGAUGAAGGCGAUCGCCAAUUUCCGGAACGAAUCGCUUUGACCCGUCCGGACCAUUUGCUAUACACGUUCCACCGCGAGUAUGAAACUAUUCGUGCCGCGCGUACGGGAUCGGAUCCCAGCGCUGUGCAUCCUGAUAUAAACUCUGUGACCGAGAUACCCACCUUGGUACGGGCCCGGCCUAUUAGCUUCAGACAAAUUGUAAUGUCUAAACUACACACCGGAAUACUUACGAAUGACCCAGUGUCAAAUUUGUUUAUUUGCGGUUUUGGUCCAGGAGGGAGAUUGGGGACUGGAGACGAAAAUACAAGGUUCAGUUUCGUUUGUAUCGAGGGAGGCGGCCUUGCGGGAAAGAAGGUCGUUGCUUUGGCUUUGGGACAGGACCAUUCUAUCGCCAUCAGCGAACAGGGAGAAGUGUUCUCAUGGGGAAGUAAUAAAAAUGGCCAACUGGGCUACACUCUUCCCCAGACGAACAAAAAGAACGAUGUUCCUAUCCAAACCAUCCCACGACAAAUCUUCAACCCUUUCAAGAAAGAAGCCAUUAUCGGCGCAGCAGCAUCAUCUAUCCAUUCCGUUGUAUUUACCCCCACAAGUUUAUACACUUUUGGUAAAAACGAAGGCCAGCUAGGCCUUAUUGAUGCUGAUGCCCGUUCCCUCGAGUCGCAAACGAUUCCUCGACGAGUAGGGGCAUCGCUUUUCAGCUCUCCCAUUGUUAUGGUUUCAGCCAUCGACCGAGCCACGAGCUGCCUGCUCGAAAACCAUGAGGUCUGGGUCUUUACGCACUAUGGUUAUUCAAAAAUAGUUUUUCCGCUCGACGGGACCUCGAGCUUCAUAAGAGACAGCUUCAUGUCGACCAGAUACGGCUCAUCGACCAAUUACAUAUCCAAAAUUACAUCUGGUGGCAAUACUAUAUGUGCCAUGUCGAGUUUUGGUGAGGUUUAUACAGUUAACGUUAGCCGCAAGCCUGAUAUCAGUUCUACGGCCUCAUCUACAACCAACCCAGCCAAGAUUCGUAACUCGCUACCCCAACCGUCUCGUGUGUGGUCUAUCAAAAAGGUCCACAUGGCCGUCCGAGAUGUUGACGUUGGUCAAGAUGGGUCGAUCAUCAUAUGUACCGAAUCCGGAUUCGCCUGGAGGAAGGAGAAACUUGCAAAGAUCAAGGAUGCCGACAGUAAAAUUUCAGGAGAGACUCGGUUGAAGGAUUACAAAUUUGUUCGCGUUCCGGGCCUUUCCCGCGUCGUGGCUGUUAGGAGUAAUGCGUAUGGAGCUUUUGCAGCUGUCCAGCGUGGGUGCAAUGUGGCAAGAGAGCAAAUCUGCGUUGACACCUGCAUGCUAUGGCGUGAUUUAAAGCCCCUUUCGCCGUUUGAUGGUAUAUUAAAGCAGGGAGAUUCUGACAGCCGUACGUCAAUGUCUAUGGAUGUUAUGAUCGGGGACAAAUACAUCAAACCGUGCAACCUUGAGUCGGCGAUUAAGUCUACCUUGGACAACGCUGCUCUCUCCAACCAUUUUCUCAAUUCGAUCGUUUGGGUAUCCACGACAUCUUCAGAUGUACGAAUUCCCGUUCACGAGUUUAUACUGGCUGCUCGUAGCUCGGUUUUGAGGCGAGCAUUCUCUGAGUUCCGCAAGACGUAUUAUUAUUCCAUCCUGGACGUCUUCGGCAUUGAGUAUGACAAGAACGGACAUAUCACGAUCAAAUUCAAUGACGUCGAUUUUCUAUCCAUAUUCAUUUUGGCUCUUUAUUUGUAUACUGAGGAGAUCUAUGAUGUCUGGACGCUGGCACGGCAGUCGCCAUCACAGGCUGCAGACUACAAACGAGUUCGAAUUGAAGUCUUAAAGAUAUCUACGGUGCUUGAGCUUCAGGCUCUUGAGCGUGCAUCGCGGUUAAUGACGUUACCGCAUAAGCGCUUAAAUUUAGAUAUGGAGCGAGCGUUUAAGGAUCCUAAUUUCUUCGAAAAUUCCGAUGUUAUUAUUGAACUUGAUGGCGGCGAUAUGAAAGCCCACAGCCAGAUUUUAUGCAAACGCUGCCCCUUUUUUGAUGGUUUGUUCUACGGCAGAGCUAGUGGCCGCUGGUUGGCUGGCAGGCGCGCUGGCUCGCCCGAUUCCAUAGAUCCUCUUCGGAUCGAUUUGAAGCACAUCAGUCAUGACAUCUUCAAGUUCGUAAUGCGUUACAUAUACGCAGAUACGGAUGAUGAACUUUUCGAACAUGUUAAGUUGAAUGAUUUGGCAGACCUGAUUGAUUUGGUUAUUGAUGUUAUGGCCGUUGCGAAUGAGUUAAUGCUGGACCGCCUCGCACAGAUAUGCCAAAAGUUGCUGGGCCGUUUUGUUAACAAUCGGAAUGCAUGCCACUACUUAAAUGCGGUUGCACCAUGUUCGGUGACGGCAUUCAAGAAAGCUGCGUUGGAAUAUGUUUGUUUGAAUCUUGAAACCAUCCUGGAAAAUAGACUUCUUGACGAUCUGGAUGACGAGCUCUUCCGUGAACUCGAUGAAGUUUGCCGAGCAAACCAACUAAAUUGCCAGCCGAUAUCCAGAGGUCGGAAUUCCGAGGACUACGUCGCAGAAAGGUAUCCGGAGAUUGUCCCCUUCGUGGGGCAGGAUAGACAGCGACGGAUUGAUUCAAUGAGACUUCGGACCCGUCGGCACGAGGACGAAUUGCGUGAGGGGAAAUUCCGCCAGGGUUCAGUGGAGAAGGGCAUUCCAUCUUUACCACUUGCUCGUAAGGCUAUCGCGCCUGAACCAGCGUAUAGGGGGGCAGAGCCAAAUGUUGAGGAAAACACCGUCCUGAAGUCGAAACAAUCUACAGGUGACUUGAUUUUCCAAAUGGAUGACGAAAAUUUGCCCUCUGAUGAUCAGCCAGAGGGGAAAUCCCCUUCCAGGAUUGGUAUUUCCCAGCAAUUACAAGGAAAAUUUGAUCAUGGCGAUUCCAGAAGACAUCCCUUGCAUGCUGUUGAAAAAGCAAACGAUCCCGGAUUAGAAACGUACGCACCGUCGCCGACUCAAAUUGGUGCAUCUACACCUAUGGCAAAAUCUCAAGUAAGAGCGUCUAUAGGAGCCCCUUGGAGUUCUGUUGGACCUUCAGGUUCCAAGGCUGGCUUGAAGGAUAUCAUGGCAGAAGCCUUGGGAUCCUAUUCAUCGGGCACAGGCUUGAAUAAAUCGUCCCGAUGGGAUGUGCCCGCAAGUAAACUCACUGCAUCAAAGCUCUCGCAGAGAGAACGCAAGAAGCUCCAGUAUCAGCAAGCGCAGGAAUUGUUUGCAGAACAAGAGGCAUCUAGAUCAACGCCCGCAUCGCCCUGGCAAACUGUCAACAUCAAAUCGAAUUCAUCACUAAAAACACAAACAGAAAGCCACUGUCCACAAAAUGUCUCCGUGCCUACUCGCACUCCCUCCAAGGUACCGAUGACAUUGCGGCAAACCGUUUCAGGCGCCCGGUCACCGCAAAGUAGCACACCAACACCCCCUAAACAGAAACAACAUGCACAAAGCCCUGAAAUAGUGCCCUCUUCAUUAACCAAAGCCUCACCCCGCCCCAUCACCAAGAAAGAUUUCGUCCCACGGAGUUCCCUUGGAGCUAUGUCAACCCACACAACAACGCUAAUCCAACCCACACCACGAUCACUCACCUACAAUAUCACCCCUCGGAACAAACCCGACCAACAACAACAACAACAACAACAACGAUACAUUUACUCCUCACCCUCCCCCUCUACCAGCCAACUCUCUCUUGCCUAUAUCCUCAAAGAGCAGCAGAGCGAGAAAGAUGAGCUCCGCGAAUCAGUCACUGCCAAGCACAAAUUGCAGGAUAUCCAGCUUGAGCAGGAGUUUCAGGAAUGGUGGGAUCAGGAAAGUAAGCGGGUGCGGGAGGAGGCGGAGAGGGCGGAAUUGGCGGCGAAAAAGGAUACGAGGACGGGAGUGGGGAGCGGAAAAGGACGGUGGAGAGGUUGUGAUAGAAAUGGCGGGGGUGGAAAUCGAAAUAGAUCCACGGGGCGUGGACCUGAGUCUGGGCCUGGGAAGAGCAAGAGUCCAGGUCAAGCCCGCUCUGACCGGGAACGAAGGUAUGGUGGUGGUAGCGUAGGAAAUAUUUCCGAUGCCUUAGCCACGGCGGCGAGCAUUGAAAAAGGGCCUUCUGCUUCUCUAACCCAGAAUACUGCGAACCAGGAUAGUAGGAGAUCCUUUCCUGAUCGUGGACGUGGAGGUAGUCGCUGGCAGGGCCAUGGUCAUGGUCAUGGGCCCUCUAUAGGGGGUACGAGAAGCGGCCUUGGGAACGGCAAAGAGAAGGAGAGGGUAGGGUCGUCGUCCUAG